Messenger RNA from Emiliania huxleyi CCMP1516, 507 nucleotides. Its product is annotated as glutathione peroxidase. Gene Ontology annotation, biological process: response to oxidative stress. Lineage: Eukaryota; Haptophyta; Isochrysidales; Noelaerhabdaceae. The record is from RefSeq and is a predicted model, not a curated record. Gene Ontology annotation, molecular function: glutathione peroxidase activity. The transcript is spliced from 2 exons. The coding region runs from base 1 to 507 and encodes 168 amino acids.
AUGAGCCGCCUCAUCCGCUCCUUCACCGACUUGCGCGCCCGCAAUAACGCCGGCGAGGACGUCGACUUUGGCGCCUUUGCAGACAAGGUAGUCCUCGUCGUCAAUGCACAGUCCAGUUCCAGUCUACCCACCACCACUGUUGCGACGCCUCGCCCUCCCCGGGCCCAUCCCACCCACCGCGGUCUACCCACCGCCGCCUCGCCCUGCCCGCCCCAGUUUGCCUCCGAGGAGCCCGGCACCGCGGCCGACAUCAAGGCCUUCUACGUCGACGCCCACAAGUUGCCGGCGGCGUCGCUCAUGGAGAGAGUCGAUGUGAACGGCGCGAACACGCACGAGGUCUACAAGUUCCUGAAGGGCACACCCGAACUUGGUGAGAAAAUCGAGUGGAACUUCACCAAGUUCGUCGUCGGGCGUGACGGACAGGUUCUGGGACGGUAUCCCCAGCGGACGAAGCCAAAGGACUUUGACAAGAUGUUUGCCGAGAUGUUUGCGCAGGCGGAGAGCUGA